Molecule: messenger RNA, 2680 nt
Organism: Meriones unguiculatus (Mongolian gerbil)
Lineage: Eukaryota; Metazoa; Chordata; Mammalia; Rodentia; Muridae
Product: heat shock 70 kDa protein 1A
Exons: 1
Coding region: 148-2079 (643 amino acids)
Biological process (GO): regulation of mitotic spindle assembly; cellular response to unfolded protein; positive regulation of proteasomal ubiquitin-dependent protein catabolic process
Cellular component (GO): blood microparticle; vesicle; cytoplasm
Molecular function (GO): heat shock protein binding; ATP binding; ubiquitin protein ligase binding
Source: RefSeq, a predicted model, not a curated record
GGCGCGGCGGAGGAGGGCGCAGAGGGACUCCCCCGGGAGAGCAGCAGCGGAGCGGCGGCCCCGACCCGCGGCCAGGACCAGCCUCCCCUGGAGCAUCCCAGCGGCGCGCAGCCUUCCGGAAGCCCCGCGGCGGCGGAGAGCGGCGCCAUGGCCAAGAACACGGCGAUCGGCAUCGACCUGGGCACCACCUACUCGUGCGUGGGCGUGUUCCAGCACGGCAAGGUGGAGAUCAUCGCCAACGACCAGGGCAACCGCACGACCCCCAGCUACGUGGCCUUCACGGACACCGAGCGGCUCAUCGGGGACGCCGCCAAGAACCAGGUGGCGCUGAACCCGCAGAACACCGUGUUCGACGCGAAGCGGCUGAUCGGCCGCAAGUUCGGCGACCCGGUGGUACAGUCGGACAUGAAGCACUGGCCGUUCCAGGUGGUGAACGACGGCGACAAGCCCAAGGUGCGCGUGAGCUACAAGGGCGAGAGCCGGGCCUUCUACCCCGAGGAGAUCUCGUCCAUGGUGCUGACCAAGAUGAAGGAGAUCGCCGAGGCCUACCUGGGCCACCCGGUGACCAACGCGGUGAUCACGGUGCCCGCCUACUUCAACGACUCGCAGCGCCAGGCCACCAAGGACGCGGGCGUGAUCGCGGGCCUGAACGUGCUGCGGAUCAUCAACGAGCCCACGGCGGCCGCCAUCGCCUACGGGCUGGACCGCUCGGGCCGGGGGGAGCGCAACGUGCUCAUCUUCGACCUGGGGGGCGGCACGUUCGACGUGUCCAUCCUGACGAUCGACGACGGCAUCUUCGAGGUGAAGGCCACGGCGGGCGACACGCACCUGGGCGGGGAGGACUUCGACAACCGGCUGGUGAGCCACUUCGUGGAGGAGUUCAAGCGCAAGCACAAGAAGGACAUCAGCCAGAACAAGCGCGCGGUGCGGCGGCUGCGCACGGCGUGCGAGCGCGCCAAGCGGACGCUGUCGUCCAGCACGCAGGCCAGCCUGGAGAUCGACUCGCUGUUCGAGGGCAUCGACUUCUACACGUCCAUCACGCGCGCGCGCUUCGAGGAGCUGUGCUCGGACCUGUUCCGCGGCACGCUGGAGCCCGUGGAGAAGGCGCUGCGGGACGCCAAGCUGGACAAGGCGCAGGUCCACGACCUGGUGCUGGUGGGCGGCUCCACGCGCAUCCCCAAGGUGCAGAAGCUGCUGCAGGACUUCUUCAACGGGCGCGACCUGAACAAGAGCAUCAACCCCGACGAGGCGGUGGCCUACGGGGCGGCGGUGCAGGCGGCCAUCCUGAUGGGGGACAAGUCGGAGAACGUGCAGGACCUGCUGCUGCUGGACGUGGCGCCGCUGUCGCUGGGGCUGGAGACGGCGGGCGGCGUGAUGACGGCGCUCAUCAAGCGCAACUCCACCAUCCCCACCAAGCAGACCCAGAUCUUCACCACCUACUCGGACAACCAGCCCGGCGUGCUGAUCCAGGUGUACGAGGGCGAGCGGGCCAUGACGCGCGACAACAACCUGCUGGGCCGCUUCGAGCUCAGCGGCAUCCCGCCGGCGCCCCGGGGCGUGCCUCAGAUCGAGGUGACCUUCGACAUCGACGCCAACGGCAUCCUCAACGUCACGGCCACCGACAAGAGCACGGGCAAGGCCAACAAGAUCACCAUCACCAACGACAAGGGCCGCCUGAGCAAGGAGGAGAUCGAGCGCAUGGUGCAGGAGGCCGAGCGCUACAAGGCGGAGGACGAGGUCCAGCGCGACAGGGUGGCCGCCAAGAACGCGCUCGAGUCCUACGCCUUCAACAUGAAGAGCUCGGUGGAGGACGAGGGCCUCAAGGGCAAGAUCAGCGAGGCCGACAAGAAGAAGGUGCUGGACAAGUGCCAGGAGGUCAUCUCGUGGCUGGACGCCAACACGCUGGCCGAGAAGGAGGAGUUCGUGCACAAGCGCGAGGAGCUGGAGCGGGUGUGCAACCCCAUCAUCAGCGCGCUGUACCAGGGGGCCGCGGGGGCCGCCGGGCCCGGGGGCUUCGGGGCCCAGGGGCCCAAGGGCGGCUCCGGGGGCUCGGGGCCCACCAUCGAGGAGGUGGAUUAGAGGCCCGUCCCUGCCCUCCCGCUGUCCUCCGGGGGGCGGGCUGCUGGCUCCUGAGGGCCGGCCGAGCGCUGGGUGUUGUCAAGUUCGUGGCUGAGUUUAUUUUAAAGUUCCAGCCUUUUGUAAGGGAACUGAGUUGCCUUUGUCAAAUUUUGAAUGCUUCUGUUCUUCACAUUCAAGUGGCUGUUAGCAGCCUCUCUGUGUAGCACAAGGCGAUUUUGCUCUCAUACCUAAUGAUGGGUAAAGUCUGUAGUAUUUUGGGGGUUUCGUACCAGUGUUGGGAGCUCAUCGCCUCAGGGGUGGUUCUUCUUCAGAGCAGCUGGAGUCGGUAUACUCCUCCCCUUCACCACACUCAGCCUUGAGACACUUUCCUAACUUUGGUCUGCUGUGCUGGAAACUUGAGCUAUCCCUUGUCCCUCUUAAAGAGUUUUGUGAUGUAACCCGCAUGUUCUUUGCACUUAAUCUAAGAACUGUAAAGCUGGCAUUUUCCUUCCAGCAAAAGAAUCAACACUGCCACCCCGUGUAGAUUUUUUUUCUCUGCAAGCCUACAAAGUAAAAAAAGAAAUUUGUUACCUAAAUAUUCACAAAUAAAGUAUUACAGCUA